CCUGCUUGCAGCGGGACACAGCCAGCGGCCGGCAGAUGGACUCCGGGGAGCAUAUGGAAACUACAAUGUGUAGGCCAAUCCUCUCUCCAACCCAUAUCAGUGCUGCAGCUUCUGAAACAUUCACAGUCCUUCAGCAAAGGAUGAGAAUAGUAGAAGAACAGACUAGUUCUCUGAGGGAUGACUUAAUUAUGUUGAACUACGGUGAAAAAAGAGGUCAUUUGGAACCUCCAGACUGUUUAGAAGAACCUGUCAGCCAGAAAGUCUUUGGUCCUAUCCAGAAUGAAAUAAUUCGUCCGGGAAAAAAAGAUAUUUUAUGGAAGAACUGUGAGUUUUUGGUAAAUCGAAUGUGCCAUCUGGAAAGCCUCAUUCAGUCCUUGAAGAUGAAUAUCUUUCGCCUGCAAACUGAAAAGGAUUUGAAUCCACAGAAAACAGCUUUUCUGAAGGAUCGAUUGAACACAAUUCAGGAGGAACAUUCCAAGGACCUGAAGCUGUUACAUCUUGAAGUGACGAAUUUGCGCCAGCAACUGAGAGAUGUAAGAGAGGAAGAAGACAAGGCACAAGAUGAAGUGCAGAGGUUGACUGCCACUCUGGAAAUUGCCUCGGAGACAAAGAAGACUGCAGCUAUUAUUGAAGAGGAACUGAAGACCACAAAACGUAAAAUGAACCUUAAAAUUCAGGAGCUAAGGAGACAACUGGCUCAGGAGAAGCACUUCAGGGAAUCACUUGAGAAAUCUGGAUCAGCCAUGCUACUCAAAAUACAAGAAAUGGGAUCAACAGUGGAAGAAGAACGGAAACAGGUGCACAUGUUGCAGCAAAACUGUGGUGCCUUACGCAGUUCUAUACAGACCACCCAAGAACUACUGGCACAGGAGCAACAGAAAAAAGAAGAGUUGGAGAUGGCUAUCUCACAGCUCAAGUCUGAUCUAAUUUCUAGAGAUGACCUCAUUUCCAAGUUGGUUGAAGAAAAUAAGAACAUGCAAAUGUCUGUCAACAAAGAACAUGAAGAAAACACAUAUUUGAAGUCUGAAAUGCUAUCCCUUCAAGAAGCAUCAGCAAAAACACAGAUUUCAAAUGACCAACUGAGUAGAAAGUGCUCAGAGCUAAGCAGUAUGCUUCAGAAUGUUACUGUGGAAAAUGCCAAGAUUAUUGCUGACCACCAAGCCAUUCUGCAGGUAGAGCAAAAAAUGAUGACACAGACAUUUCAAGAACAAAACAUACUGUUGGAUGCAGCCCAUGCCAGCAUCACAAGUGAACUAUACACAGUUCAGAAUGAGAAAACCCAGCUCCAAACACAUCUGGACCAUUUAAUCCUUGAGCAUAACCAGUGUAUACAGAAAGCACAGGAUGCUGAGAAGAGGACAGCUGCACAGAAGGAACUUCUAGAAUCAACUAUUACAAGAUUGAGAGAUGAACUGGAAGCAUCAUUGCAAGAGAAGAAGUGUCUGCUGGAGGAUAAUGAAAGAUUUCAGAGAGAGGUUAAUAAAACAGAAAAAGAAAUAGCACAAGAGAAAAGCAAUUUGGAAAACGAAUUAGCUAAAAACAAGGAAGACAUAAAUGCAUUAAACCAAAAUCUGCAGACAUUAGUAGAAGAAAAUAAGCACCUGGCAGAUCAAAUGGCUUCCCUGGAAAUUCAGCGAGUCACUUCUGAAUACCAUGGGCUUGCUGGGCAGAAAAUGGAAACUGUCUUGGGAAAAAUUACUGAGAGUAAAAAUAAACUGGCCUAUGAAAAGGGAAAACUCCAGAUAAAAGUUAAACAGCUCGAAGAACAACUGCGUUCUUUUACUGAAACCAGUUUACAGAAUGACCAUCUUCGCAAGCUGAAUAAGGCUCUAGAGGUCAAAUAUGCUCAGGUGAAAUCCAUUCUUGAAAAAAAUGAAGAAGAGCUAUCCCAAGCUGUGAAGUGUCGAGAUGCAGUCCUGCAAGAGAGUCAUAAGUUGAAAGGGGACUUGGAGGCUUUGGAGGACAGGGAAAGCAAGAAGGUAGGAAACUUUCAGCGACAAUUGGCAGAGGCUAAAGAAGACAACUGCAAAGUCACAAUCAUGUUAGAAAAUGUGCUGGCUUCUCACAGUAAGAUGCAAGGUGCUCUAGAGAAAGUACAGAUAGAACUUGGGCGAAGGGAUUCAGAGAUUGCAGGCCUCAAGAAAGAAAGGGCUCUAAAUCAACAGAGGGUGCAGAAGCUAGAAGCUGAAGUGGACCAGUGGCAGGCCAGAAUGCUUGUUGUGGAUGCACAGCACAGCAGUGAGAUGGAGCCUCUCCACAAAGCUCUAGAAAUAUCAAGAGAAGACAAUAGGAAACUGGCCAUGAGCCUGGAGCAAGCUCUCCAGACAAAUAAUCAUCUGCAGUCUAAGCUAGAUCACAUUCAAGAAAAAUUGGAAAAAAAAGAACUUGAGCGGCAGAAUUUGGAAACCUUUAAAGAACAUAUGGCUGAGGAGUCCAAAGUAGAAGCAGAGUUGCAUGCUGAACGCAUAGAAGCUCUAAGAAAACAGUUUCAAACUGAGAGAGACACUGCAAAGAAAGCAGCACAACGGGAAAUUACUGAGCUGAAGAAAGCCCUUGACGAAGCCAACUUCAGAUCAGUAGAGGUAUCUCGAACCAACAGAGAGCUGCGGCAGAAACUUGCAGAGCUGGAAAAAACACUGAACAGUAACAAGGAGAAAAUAAAGAAUCAGAAGGCCCAAAUAAAGCUCCACUUAUCCACUAAGAUGAAUAAUGCUCAGAAUAUGGAGAGAAUGAAGCAAAUAGAAGCAGAAUUGAGGCAAAUGGAGCUAAUUAAGGAUCAAUAUCAGAAAAAAAACUAUGAACAGUCAUUGAGUAUCCAGAGAUUUGUAUCUGAAAUGAGUAACCUGCAGAAAGAGAUGCAGCUGUUAGCCAAGAGCCAAUAUGAAACUUCAGCACGGAAUAAACAGCAAGAACUGCGACUAAUAGCAGAACAGAAAAUAAGGCAGGAACUGGAAAAUCGGUGUCAGGAAUUGGGAGAAACUGUUAGGCACUUGAAGAAAUGUAAAGAGGCAACAGAGAAUAAACUGAAAGAAGCCAGUGUGGAAUCAGAACAGAUAACAGCUAACCUGCAAGAAGCUCAUCGCUGGUUUCAGUGCAAGUUCGAUGGCCUACAACUUGAACUGACAAAAAACCGAUUGCAGAGGCUUCCCCGGGAAGACAGGUGGCUAGAAGGGGAUCAAGAUAUAAUGCAUGAAAUGUCCAACCAGUCUGCUCUGCAUCGAUGGGAGGCUAAACAGAAUCUUGGAUUCAUGCCCAAGAAGUGUCAUUCUGAAGUAGAGAGGAAGUGAUGUCCUUGACAAAGGAGCUUCUUCAUGUGCAACUACACCUCCAUGAUUCUGCAAGCCAUGCAACUACGUCUGGCCUCUUUGUACAGUCAAAAGAAUGUGAAGUCUUUGAUGAGGGCUGAAGAAUUUGGACCUUAGUUAAUCUUUUAUGAACUUUUAUAACCACUACAGAACCACCCUAUCUUUGUCCCU
Sciurus carolinensis (gray squirrel) is the source of this 3476-nucleotide messenger RNA. RefSeq names its product coiled-coil domain containing 150 (gene Ccdc150). Bases 36 to 3287 code for a protein of 1083 amino acids. Lineage: Eukaryota; Metazoa; Chordata; Mammalia; Rodentia; Sciuridae. The transcript is spliced from 27 exons. The record is from RefSeq and is a predicted model, not a curated record.